AUGGAAUGUCAAUCUAGUGACAAUUCAUCCCCAAAAAACAUUAAAGGUGAAGAUGGUAAUGCAUACCAGAACUUCCUCUGCUGGAAAGAGUCUGAGCGGAGUAUUCCCGCUCAAUUUGAUGGCCAUAGCCAGACAUUGAUUGUGUUACGAAAGAAUCAUUGGGAUCAGACUAAGGAACAGUGGAGGGUCUGGCAUAAUCUAAGUAGAACUAGCAGUAUGAAAUGGGAUCCAAACACUCAUGAAUUUGGUCCGAGUGAAGAAAACUGGGCCCACUAUUUACAGCUUGCUAGCAGGAUAAUGGUUUUUUGUUACAAGGCAAACCCUGAAGCUGCACCAUUUCGGUCAAAGGAACUCCUGUUCUUUAACAAACAGAAUAUCAUCUAUGCUGGAAUAGUAGUUACCGGAGAAACAGAACUUCCUACAAGGCGUCGGAAGGAUGAUUAUGGUUCGACCACCUCUCUCUUCCACCUAAAAGAGCUAGGAGGCUGGACUCCUAAUAGAAGGACUGAGCAUCAAUACGAUGUAGUUGAAUCAAGGAGCACUAUAACGGGCCCAUAUUCUUCGGCCAAUUAUAUUAUUGGGGAAUGCAUCAAGUGCUUGGAUGAGAUAAAAGAAAUAGACCAAGGAGGUGAAGGAGGUGACAUCUGCUUAUUUGCAUUAGACAUGUUCCUGAAGAAUGAAUACCGAGAAAUUUUCCUCGAUCUAAAAAUGCCUAGAGUAAGGAUUGCAUGGUUGCAAUGGCUGCAAUCAGUUGGUCCAACUUUGUCUUUGCAUUAA
Ilex paraguariensis (yerba mate) is the source of this 777-nucleotide messenger RNA. Lineage: Eukaryota; Viridiplantae; Streptophyta; Magnoliopsida; Aquifoliales; Aquifoliaceae. The record is from the annotation of a GenBank genome assembly.